AUGUCUUCGGAAAAUAAUGGUAAACCAAGCCUACCAUCAGCACAGAAACGUGAUAAUAAUAAUUCAGAUAGUGAAUCAGAUGUAAAUAAUGAUCAUCUAAUUGGAAAUGUACAACGUAUUGCUAUUGUUCCACCUAAUCAUGAAGGAAAACCAAAGAAAGGACAUUUAAUAUUCGAUGCAUCUUUCGAAUGUGGAAAUUUGGGUCGAGUUGAUUAUGUUAAUGAUAAUGAAUAUGAUUUAUUUAUUCGACCUGAUACAUGUUCUCCUCGAUUUCGAUGUUGGUUUUUAUUCACUGUAGAAAACGUCAAAGCAGAUCAACGAGUUAUUUUUCAUAUUGUGAACUUUUCGAAAGCAAAAUCAUUAUAUCGUGAUGGUAUGACACCAUUAGUCAAAUCAACUAGUCGUAAACGAUGGCAACGUUUACCAACACGAAAUGUAUUUUAUUAUCGGUGUCCAGAUCAUCGAAAAAAUUAUGUUAUGUCAUUUACAUUUUGUUUUGAUCGUGAAGAUGAUGUUUAUCAAUUUGCUUAUUCAUUUCCAUAUACAUAUACAAAACUUCAAAAUUAUCUUGAUAAUAUUGAACAACGACAAUUAGAUUAUAUUCAACGUCGACCAUUAGUUUUUAGUGUGCAAAAACGACGACUUGAUCUUUUAACAGUUGCUAAUCCAUCAUUAUUAGUUAAAGGAAAACGAAAAAAAGCUGUUAUUGUUACAGCUCGUGUACAUCCAGGUGAAACUCCAUCAUCCUAUGUUUGUCAAGGUUUUAUUGAUUUUAUUAUAAGUGAACAUCCAAUAGCAAGAUUACUUCGAGAUAAUAUUGUUUUUUAUAUUGUACCUAUGCUUAAUCCAGAUGGAGUUUAUCUUGGUAAUCAAAGAUGUUCAUUACUUGGUUUUGACCUUAAUCGUGUUUGGAAUGAACCAUCACAUUGGGCACAUCCUGAAAUCUAUGGAAUUAAAAGUCAUAUAAUGAAUUUAAAUGAAGAUGCAGAUUUUGAACUUGAUUUUUUUAUUGAUAUUCAUGCACAUUCAACUAUGAUGAAUGGUUUUAUGUAUGGAAAUGUUUAUGAUGAUACUAAUCGUUUUGAAAAACAUGGUAUUUUCCCACGAUUAUUUUCUCGUAAUGCAGAAGAUUUUUCAAUUAAUAAUACAACAUUUAAUCGUGAUGCAUUUAAAGCUGGAACAGGAAGACGAACACUUGGUGGUUGUUUACAAGAAAGUACACAUUGUUAUACAUUAGAAGUUUCUUUUUUUUCAUACCAAACAUCAACUAAUUCACAAGCUAUACCUUAUACGGAAGAAUUAUAUCAACAAUUAGGUCGAAAUUUAGCCAAAACAUUUCUUGAUUAUUAUAAAAGUAUUAAUUAUCUUUCAUGGUCACCCAGUUGUAGUAUCAUGCCCAGAUUAAAAGAAGAUCGAAUUAAAUCUCGUCUCACACGACAAUCCACUAACAUGCCAAUUAUAAAUCAAGACGAAGCAUUUCUCAAUGGUGAAACAUUUAAUUUAUGUAUGGAAGAAUUUAUCUAUCCACAAACACGCAAUAACAACGAACUUGAAUAA
This is a messenger RNA of Adineta steineri, 1557 nucleotides long. Lineage: Eukaryota; Metazoa; Rotifera; Eurotatoria; Adinetida; Adinetidae. The record is from the annotation of a GenBank genome assembly.